Molecule: messenger RNA, 1543 nt
Organism: Nicrophorus vespilloides
Lineage: Eukaryota; Metazoa; Arthropoda; Insecta; Coleoptera; Silphidae
Gene: CARPB
Product: carbonic anhydrase-related protein 10
Exons: 10
Coding region: 339-1301 (320 amino acids)
Molecular function (GO): carbonate dehydratase activity; zinc ion binding
Source: RefSeq, a predicted model, not a curated record
CGUAGUGUGGGUCAGUUCGCUCGUGCAGCUGCGAUAUAAAUAAGAAGGGUUCGCACGUAACCAGCACGUGCAUAAUUGACAAAAGCUGUUGCGAAUACGUCCAUCGAUGUUUCAACAAGUUUCCUUUGAAUUCCACCGUACGCAACGCAAUUGGAAUCAAGUGGAGCCGAACAAUCGCUCCAUUCUUUACAACAAUUACAUCACACGCUCACCGUACCUGGUUUAGUAAUUGAGACAAUCUAUGGAUUUGCAUUGUUAAUUGACUAUGGGACUUUUCGUCGAAGGUGUUAAGUGUUGACAAGUGUAAAAACAACUAUAUCAAAAAGAAAAGUGUCAUCAUGCUUCUGUGCGCAGCUUUUGCGGUGUUCCUGCACGUCCUACUGCAAACUUCAUCUGUCACCGCCGUCAGUUGGGAGGAAUGGUGGACCUACGACGGCAUCUCCGGUCCAGCUUUCUGGGGGCUAAUAAAUCCGGAAUGGUCAUUGUGCAACAAGGGCAGGAGACAGUCCCCGGUUAAUCUAGAACCGAAUAAGCUCCUGUUCGACCCCAACCUACGUCCCCUGCACAUCGACAAACAUCGGGUCAGUGGAAAUAUAAUGAAUACUGGUCACAGCGUGAUCUUCAACGUGGAAAAUGAUACGCGCCACCACAUAAAUAUAACAGGAGGUCCGUUGUCCUACAAAUACCAAUUCCAAGAGAUUCACAUCCACUACGGCCUCCACGACCAGUUCGGAUCCGAACACACUAUCAACGGUUACGCAUUCCCAGCAGAGAUCCAGAUUUUCGGGUUCAACUCUCAACUGUAUUCGAACUUCUCUGAGGCGCUGCACAAGGCUCAGGGGAUCGUAGUCAUUUCGCUCCUUCUUCAGCUCGGGGACCUCUCCAAUCCGGAGCUAAGGAUACUCACGGAGCAACUCGACAAAAUCAGAUAUGGCGGGGAGGAGAUGGAGAUAAAGAGGUUGUCGGUUAGGGGACUUCUCCCUGAGACGGACUACUACAUGACGUACGACGGAUCGACAACGAUGCCCGCAUGCCACGAGACCGUCACGUGGCUCAUCCUCAACAAGCCCAUUUACAUCACCAAGCAACAGAUGCACGCACUGCGAAGGCUGAUGCAAGGACACGCGAUACACCCGAAGGCCCCGCUUGGCAACAACUUUCGGCCACCGCAGCCUCUCCACCAUCGUCCGGUCAGGACCAAUAUUGACUUCAACGUCAAGCAUCCAGCGGAAGGAGGAAAGGUGUGUCCUAGCAUGUACAGAGAUGUCCACUAUAAGGCGAACAGUUGGAAGCAGCACUAAGAGAUUUCCGGCGGAAACAACCAAGAAGAAGACAAACAUAUAACGAAAGUGAAAUAUCCUCAACCAUAUCAUCCGGGCUAUACAAUUAUAAAUAUAUUAAUUAAAUAAAUAAAUUAAACAAAAAAUAUGAAGAGAAAAUAUGUAUAUCAAACGUAAUUUUAACGCGUGAUUUGACUGAUUCCGCAGUGCGUCGAAACUACGGGAAAUAAAAUUGGUUUGACGAAAGGAUUAUUAAAAAAAAA